GAGCCAGAGCUGGAGAGGCUUAGCAGCCAGGUGGCCGAAUUACAGAAGAAGCUGCACGACAUGCAGCUGAAGCUGGAUGUUGCAGUUUUAGACAUGGGCGAGCCUAUUAGCCAGGAGAUGGCGAUGCGGCCCCCGCCGCCUGCCGUCAGCCCGCAACUUCCUGGCCCCUGGCGUGAGGAAGGCAUGGAGGAGUUGUUAGAUGAACUCAAGGAGGAGUUCAUGAGCUAUCCAACUGCCGAGGAGUUCUUUGAGCAGCAGAUUGUCAUCAACGGAAGCUGCGAUGCAAAAGACCAGGAUUUCUGCAACAAGAGCGCCGCCCGCCUGGAGGCUGCCCUGAUGGAUCCUUGCCAGGGCUGCGGCUGCCAGAGCCAUCCGACAUUGGAGGAGAAAAGAGAAGCGUACUUGCGCGCCUGUGUUUCCCAGAAGCGUCGCUUUGUUCAGUGGGCAUCCGUCGUUUGCCGAAGACGCCACAAGGAAGAUCCACUCAAGUCCUUUCACGACUGCGUAUCAGCUGGGAUGAACCUGCUCUUCGCGACGAACGAUAAGGCGCCUGCGCAGGAAUGGGCCAAGGCGCCGAGGCACAAAAGCAAUCUCGUCCUCUGGAGCCGCGUGACUUCAGUUCAGCUUUCCAUGGUGCUGAGCGAGAUACCGGAGGGCUUCAUCCUGGGAAACACGCUGUUUGGUGCAGUGGCCGAGCUGCCGGAAGUCGAUCACUUCAGCAACUGCACGUUUCAGGUACAGCAGCCCACGUGGGCUUCGAAUUCCUUGAGCCUGAUCAGCGAAAUGCCGGCGAAGCAGCGAGUUUAUUUUGUCUCGGGCGCCAACCUACUGUCUGACAAAGGGCGGCCGUUUGGCGAGUCGGUGGCUUUUCGUGUGGAGUUGCCCAGCCUCGGUCGCUUUAGCGGCCAUGUGGCUGAGUUGGUUGUGCUGAACGUCCACCCAGAGACCAAGAUAGAGCAAUUGGCCACCGCUGUGCGUGCCGCCGUCAAGGUGCCGGAUGAUAAGCUGCGCAUCCGAGUCAACGAUUGCAGCCAUUGCGUGGACCGAAUCGGCACCGGAUGCAUCGCGCGGUGCGUGGACCAAGUGAAAACCUUCCUACCAUCGAUGCUCGAGAAGGUGACCCGGAAUGAAACCGUUCUCAAGAGCCUGAUUGUCAAGGGCGACGCACGCCUUGCUGCGGGACUGGUGAGGAAUGGCGUCAGUUUUGAUUAUCUCCGGAACCUCACCGAGCACGUCAUCGACCCCCAUCUCUUCGUGGCCCCCAGCCUUGGGGAGCUGGCCAAGGACGACGCCGACCUGGCAGAACGGAUCCUGCGAUCCAUGUCGCCGGAGCAAAAGGACCUCAAUGACUUGUUGUUUGAUUCAGCCUUGUAUGGCGAUGGAGAUGUCAAGCUGUCCAGACUACUGCUACGCCUGGGAGCGGAAGUGAACUCCACCAGUUCAGGGGUGGCGGGCCACCGAGGUCUUCCCGAAUAA
This is a messenger RNA of Symbiodinium necroappetens, 1476 nucleotides long. The record is from the annotation of a GenBank genome assembly. Lineage: Eukaryota; Dinophyceae; Suessiales; Symbiodiniaceae.